UUUGUUCAUCUCCUUGCAGGUUGAGUAGCAGAAUCGUAUUAGUCACCCAUGGCCAGGGAACAAUUGCAAGUGCUUAAUGCACUUGAUGUAGCUAAGACACAAUGGUACCACUUCACAGCAAUUGUGAUUGCUGGCAUGGGUUUCUUCACCGAUGCUUAUGAUCUCUUCUGCAUCUCAUUGGUCACCAAAUUACUUGGUAGAAUAUACUACCACGUCGACGGUGCUUCAAAGCCAGGAACAUUGCCCCCUAAUGUAGCAGCUGCUGUCAAUGGUGUUGCAUUCUGUGGCACACUUGCAGGCCAACUCUUCUUUGGCUGGCUGGGUGACAAGAUGGGUCGCAAGCGUGUCUAUGGUAUGACCCUUAUGGUCAUGGUCAUCUGCUCUGUGGCCUCUGGGCUAUCCUUUGGCCACACCGCAACCAGUGUCAUGGCCACACUUUGUUUCUUCAGAUUCUGGCUUGGUUUUGGCAUUGGUGGUGAUUACCCACUCUCUGCAACUAUUAUGUCGGAGUAUGCCAACAAGAAAACUCGUGGUGCAUUUAUCGCUGCUGUUUUUGCAAUGCAAGGAUUUGGAAUUCUAGCUGGUGGAAUGAUUGCAAUUAUUGUAUCAGCUGCUUUCAAGUCCAAGUACCCUGCCCCUUCUUACGAACAAAAUCCAAUUGCCUCAACGGUUCCUCAGGCUGACUUUGUGUGGCGCAUUAUUUUGAUGUUCGGUGCAUUACCGGCUCUGCUUACAUACUACUGGCGUAUGAAAAUGCCUGAGACUGCUCGUUACACUGCUCUUGUUGCAAAGAACGCUAAACUAGCUGCAACAGACAUGGCAAAGGUUUUGCAGGUCGAAAUUGAAUCUGAACGGGACAAGAUUGAAGAAAUGGCACAGAAGGAUAACUCGUCGUUUGGUUUGUUCUCUAAGCAGUUUAUGCGUCGCCAUGGGCUUCACUUGCUUGGAACCACAUCCACAUGGUUCUUAUUGGACAUUGCUUUUUACAGUCAAAAUUUGUUCCAGAAGGACAUCUUCUCUGCUAUUGGAUGGAUUCCCACUGCAAAGACGAUGAAUGCACUCGAGGAGGUAUACAAAAUUGCAAGGGCACAAACACUUAUUGCUCUCUGCAGUACUGUCCCUGGGUACUGGUUCACGGUGGCUUUCAUCGAUGUCAUUGGGCGUUUUGCAAUUCAAUUGAUGGGCUUCUUCUUCAUGACAGUGUUCAUGUUUGCGCUGGCCAUCCCCUAUCACCACUGGACUUUGAAGGAGAACAGAAUUGGGUUCGUCAUCAUAUAUUCUCUGACCUUCUUCUUUGCAAAUUUUGGGCCUAAUGCUACCACUUUCGUGGUACCAGCAGAGAUUUUCCCAGCCAGACUUAGAUCGACAUGCCAUGGUAUCUCUGCAGCAUCUGGGAAGGCAGGGGCAAUUGUUGGAGCAUUUGGGUUCUUGUACGCAGCACAAAGCCAGGACCCAGCAAAGACAGAUGCAGGGUACCCACCAGGCAUUGGAGUCAAGAAUUCACUAAUCAUGCUGGGUGUGGUUAACUUUCUUGGCUUGGUUUGUACCUUUUUAGUACCUGAGUCAAAGGGUAAAUCUCUAGAGGAAAUGUCAGGUGAGAACGAAGAUGAUGGAGCUGGGACUAGUACAGAAGCAGAGCAAGCAGGUUAUAACAGGACUGUUCCAGUGUAAUUACUUAGAUGGUUUUUAACAUUUCUUUC
This is a messenger RNA of Telopea speciosissima, 1700 nucleotides long. Its product is annotated as inorganic phosphate transporter 1-4-like. Gene Ontology annotation, molecular function: phosphate transmembrane transporter activity. The record is from RefSeq and is a predicted model, not a curated record. Gene Ontology annotation, biological process: phosphate ion transport; transmembrane transport. Lineage: Eukaryota; Viridiplantae; Streptophyta; Magnoliopsida; Proteales; Proteaceae. The transcript has a single exon. Gene Ontology annotation, cellular component: membrane. Bases 49 to 1671 code for a protein of 540 amino acids.